Cyprinodon variegatus (sheepshead minnow) is the source of this 1655-nucleotide messenger RNA. Its product is annotated as PH domain-containing protein DDB_G0275795-like. Lineage: Eukaryota; Metazoa; Chordata; Actinopteri; Cyprinodontiformes; Cyprinodontidae. The annotation marks the transcript as partial. The record is from RefSeq and is a predicted model, not a curated record. The transcript is spliced from 6 exons.
AAAUAGGAGAAGAGACAGCUGCUUCAGCACAGAAGCGAGAUCAGCAGCAGAACGAUCAGGAGCAGAGGGAUCAGCAGCAGAACGAUCAGGAGCAGAGGGAUCAGCAGCAGAACGAUCAGGAGCAGAGCGAUCAGCAGCAGGCUAAGAGAGUGCAGGAGCUUCCAGCCCUCAAUGGCGCCCCAAGGGAGCAGUGUGGCGGUACCAUGCUCAGGGUACCUCAGUCAUGGAGGAGAGCGCUGGUUAAUUACUCCCCCCACCAACCUGGCGGGUCGGGAGUCGAACCGCAGCAGAGCGAUCAGGAGCAGAGUGAUCAGCAGCAGAGCGAUCAGCAGCAGAGCGAUCAGGAGCAGAGCGAUCAGCAGCAGAGCGAUCAGCCGAAGAACGAACAGCAGCAGAACGAUCAGAAGCAGAGCGAUCAGGAGCAGAGCGAUCAGCAGCAGAGCGAUCAGCCGAAGAACGAACAGCAGCAGAACGAUCAGAAGCAGAGCGAUCAGGAGCAGAGCGAUCAGGAGCAGAGCGAUCAGCAGAAGAACGAACAGCAGCAGAACGAUCAGGAGCAGAACGAUCAGGAGAAGAGCGAUCAGGAGAAGAGCGAUCAGGAGCAGAACGAUCAGGAGCAGAGCGAUCAGGAGCAGAGCGAUCAGCAGAAGAACGAACAGCAGCAAAACGAUCAGGAGCAGAGUGAUAGAGUGCAGGAGCCUCCAGAGACUGACCUCCAGAGUCUUUUGGAGGAUGUUGGGUUGGAGCAGUUCUACAGAGAAAAGCUAUCACUGAGCCAAAUACUUGAGAUCAAUGAGAAGACAACUACUGAUGACCCCGGCAAACUUGGUGAAUGCUCCAUGUCCAAAUCAGACAUCCUCAAUCAACUCCUGAGUAACUCUCAGAUGAACCAUGACACCUUUGCUCACCGCAACAUGGAGUGUGGAGACACUCCAAGAAGAAUAUCCAAUGGACUGACUGAAAUUACCUGGUACCUUCCCUGUGGAAACAAAAACAUGGACAUUUUCAGUGAGCCAGUAACUAUAGCUAACCUUCGUGGUGACAUAGCUUCAUUUGAAACACAAUUCUCCUUUUUGUGUCAGACAUCUGCUGCAGUUUUUGUGUUCUUUGAUGAGCUGAAGCAGCUGGAACAACAGUUAAAACUGCUGACUAACAAAAACCACAAAGAAAAAAUAUACUUAGUGGGAAACCAAAAAAGCAAAAGCUUUACUCCAGAUAGGCUAAAAAAAAUAGCAAACAAACUGAGGUUGAAUAAGAGCAGAAUCAUCAUAAAAACAAAGAAGAUAAAUGAUGCUGACUUUGUCAAAUGUUUGAAGAACACUGUGAGCAAAGUACUUACCAACACAAAACACAGGAUGUCAGUAGAGAAGAUGGCUGACAUUGCACAUCAACUGGGAAUAGAAGUUGAUGAGGAUUCUCCAGAAUGCCAGGAUGGAAGGAAAAAAGCAGAUGCCAUCACUGCAGAGAUUAAAGACACAUCCAAAUACAAAGAGGAACAGUUUCCUUUGCAAGACCAAAUAUGGAACGAACUGACUUUAUUGGAAAAGGAAGAAUUUCGUCUUCGAAAAGUUGGAUCUGAAAACAUAGAAGACUAUAAAAGUAAACUUAGAAUGAAAAAAGAAGAGCUGCGUCAGAAACAGAACUCCUAUGCUAUG